Molecule: messenger RNA, 1850 nt
Organism: Mangifera indica (mango)
Lineage: Eukaryota; Viridiplantae; Streptophyta; Magnoliopsida; Sapindales; Anacardiaceae
Product: agamous-like MADS-box protein AGL21
Exons: 1
Coding region: 784-1749 (321 amino acids)
Biological process (GO): regulation of transcription by RNA polymerase II
Molecular function (GO): DNA-binding transcription factor activity, RNA polymerase II-specific; RNA polymerase II cis-regulatory region sequence-specific DNA binding; protein dimerization activity
Source: RefSeq, a predicted model, not a curated record
CAUUUUAUGUUACAGAAUUUUUAUAUUUAAUAUUAUUUUUAUCUAUGAUAAUUAGAUAAAAACCCGUGUACAUAUAUGUGCUAGUAAAUAGAAAAGAUAUGGGAUUUAUCCUAGUUUGUUCAAAGGGUUUCCACAUAUCCAAUUGUUAUCAAGAUAAAUAUGAGAAUUCUGAUUGAGAAUAUUCUUUCGGGAAAUUGAAGUCCUUUCAGCACAGCACACUGUAAGAUUUGAUAUCAUAUAAUUAUAUCAUAUUGGUGAUCCUUUAGGAAAUCGAAGUCCCUACAAAUUAGCACUAUGUAAUAUUUCGUACCUUCAUUUACAAGGCAAGUUCUAAAUAUUCUGACUUAGUAAUAAUAAUUUGCCCAAAAACAAAGCAACAAAUUUGAUUUAUUUCCACAAUUACUUCAAAAAAAACCCAUGACUUUUGGGAAAUCAAUUCCUUCCUUCUAUAAAGGUCUAUGAAAUCUCCAUCUUUUAUCUCUUAAAGACUUAUAAGAAGCCAUUGAAGCUCUACGGUUGUUUAUUUAUUUAUUUACUUUUAAGUUUUUCAUAUUUAAAGUCCGUAACUUUUGCCUCUUUGACACCGACCUAGAAGAGAAGUGUAAAAUCACUUAUAAAGUUCUAGAUUUCAUAUGGGAAUUUAUUGUACAACAUCAUAAGUUUGUACGUGUUGUAUAUUUUUUUUUGUGUUUUUGUCACUUUGUUUAUAUAUUCUCUGUGCAUAGAUGUAGUUGAUGAAUCUAAAUUUUUUAUAUUGAGUUUGUUUGAUUUGAUAGAUUGAAGAUGGGGCGCGGAAAACUCGUAAUGGAAUUGAUUGAGAAGGAAAAGGCUCGUAUGAUAACCUAUCAAAAGAGGAAGAAGGGUUUGAAAAAGAAGGCUCAAGAGUUCUCCACUUUAUGUGGAGUCCCUACUUGCCUCAUAAUCUAUGGUCCAAAAAUGCAGAAUCAACCAGCAGAGUUGGAUUUUUGGCCCAAGGAGCGAGAAGAAGUGAUGGAAGUUAUCAACUUGUACAGGGAGAAGGCUUUUUCAGCACAUGGAAUCAGACCUCAGAGUUUGAUUGAUUUCUUUUUGAGUCGAAAGAGAAAAGUUGAUGACAAGAUUGCUAAACUUUGCAAGGCUAAUCUGGAGGCUAAAUUCCCCAGAUGGGAUGGUCGUUUUGACGGUUUUUCUGUUGAUCAACUUAAAGUACUAGUCUCUAUAUGUGACACUAAAAUUGAAGUUGCCAGAAGGAGAAUUGAGGUGUUAAAAACUGAACAAAAUUUGAUGGAAGUUUCUGAAACAGGUGCUUUGGUUGGAUUCAGCAAUUCUAAUCAACAUAGUCAAGUUUUGUUCCCAUUGUCUGCUGUGAAGCAACUUGACUUGCCAGUGGCCCCUUAUUAUCCAUCUGUUCAAGUACCAUUUCAUUGUGAUAAUCCAUUGGCUGCAAUGUUGAACGGCGAUGAUCAUACACAAUUUGGUGGCUUGAUGAGUGGCAAUGUGGCAACAUACACUCAACAGCAACUGCAGCACCCUAUGUAUUUUGAUCCAAUUCCAACAUCUGCAAUGCUAGACAACAUGAUGUUCAACAAUCCCAGAGCUGUGUGCCUUCAUGGCAAAACUAUGCAGCCGAUUCCGCCUUUUGAUAGGUUUACUGUUCUACCAAGUAAUUCUUCUCACAUGCUUGGCUCUCAAUUCAACGAACUGUACAGCGACACCAAUGGGUUCGGAAUUAAGACUGAAAGAGACAGGCUGCAGAACUUUCAGGUUUGAGCAAUUGUUUCAUCGAUAAACACCUUCUAAUGAGCUUGGACUUUGGAUGGUUUAACAAUGUUUUACCCUUCAGUAAUUCAAGUGUUGCUCUCUUUAUUUCA